GCCUCCUUCGCUUUCCUGCGCUCGUCUCUGCGCCCCAAACCCUAACCACCUCCCCCCGCCCGAGCAGAUCCUCCCGCCGCUCCCCUCUUCGAUUGGGGCGGCGCGCGCGCGAGCCUCCCCCUAAUGGCGACGGAGGACGCGCAGGUGGAGGUCGAGCGCCGCCUGCGGGACAUCGGCGCCCGCCUCGCCUCGCUCCCGGGCACCAACAAGGACCUCCUCUCCCUAAUCGAGGAAGCAGAAGUCUGGCUGUCCAGGGUGGACCAGUCGCCGCCCACGAGCAUGCACAACGCCCUCAAGCCCACCAUGGACUCUCUGGUGAACAAGCACCUACUGGACCACCCUUCCCAGGGCAUCCAGGUCGCCGUCGCCUGCUGCUUGACCGAGGUUACCAGGAUCACCGCACCGGAACCCCCCUACUCGGAUAGUGUCAUGAGGGAUGUGUUCACGGUAGUUGUGCAGUCUUUUGCCAAGUUGGACGAGACGGAGAGCCCCUUGUUUGCAAAGAGGCUUUCCAUGCUCGAAACCAUCGCAAAGGUGCGGUCCUGCGUCCUCAUGCUGGAUCUUGAUUGCGACGACCUCAUACUCAAAGCGUUCAACCAUUUCUUCAGCACCGUAAGCUCAGCACAUCAAGAAAACGUCAUCAACUCUAUGGAAACAAUAAUGAUGUAUGUAAUUCAAGAGAGCGAGCCUGUCCAUCCAGAUCUGGCAUCCUGCGUCCUUCAGUAUCUUAAAAAGGAAAAGAAAGAUUCUCUUCCAGCAUCUUUUAUGCUUGCAGCGAGGCUAGUUGGUCUAUGUCGUGACAAGUUAAAGCCAGCGUUUAUUGAGCUACUUCAGGGCACUCCUUUAAAUGACUAUAGCGAAGCUGUUGCAUCUUUGGUAGAAGAUUCUUCAGAUGAUGGAAGAGAUGACGAAGUUGAUGCUGCUGAAGAGGACACGGUAGCUGUCAAUAAAUCAUCUCCGGUGGCUGUUUCAGACGAGUCACCUCAGGAAUCUUCAGGAUUAGAGAAAGGUGUCGAUUCCCCCGGACAAGAUGGAAGUCCUCCACACAGUACUCCUGCAGCUUCGUUGAGCAAUGGUGGUGCUUCAGUCGACAAUGUGAAGCCUCGAAAUGGACCAGCUUCUUCUAAACAGAAGCCUGAAAUGCCUUCUGACGUCAAGCAGACAGAAGUUUCUGAUGAAGUAAUAUCUGAUGACAAGGAAGCACCAGAACCAGUGACCACGGAGCCUGAAAAGCGAUCUAGUGUCAGUUCAAAGAAGAGCCGUAAGCUUCGCACUUCCACUGAGUCGAAGGUGACUGAACGUUCUAAGGUUGUUAGUGACAAUGAGGGCCUUGUUGCAUCUGGGGAGUUGUCUCCAGGGACAAAAGUUGGUAAUAAUAAGCGGGCGCUAGAAACUUGCAAUAGAGCUGCUGAUGACACACCAAAGCAUGAUGAUAGUACACCUGCUGUAGAUAAACCAAAGCGAGGUCGACCUCCUGCAGUGAAGUCGCAGGAAAAGAAACCUGUUGGUAAGAACCAAGGAUCAGGUCUAGAAUCUAAAGAAGUCCGCUCUGGCAGCACUUCUGGAGGAAGACCUGCAAGACGACUGACUAAAGAUAUCAAAUUAUCACCAAGGAAGACUGGUGAAGAAGAAUUUUCAAAGAAGCAACCAAAGGGAAGUUCAAAUCCGCGGAAAGAAGACACCCUCUCUGAUGAAGACACUGAUGAAGAUCUCAAUUUGAAGGAAAUGGUAUCUCCUAAAUCAUUGGCCAAGACGGGGAAAACCAAAGGCCAAGCAAGUGACAGUGGAGUAUCAAAAAGGAAACGCGUGCAGGAAGUUGAAGAGGUUCCUCAGUCAAAGAAGAACAAAGUUUUGGACGAAAGCCUUGUUGGCUCAAGAAUCAAAGUAUGGUGGCCUGAUGACAAAAAGUUCUAUGAUGGCGUUGUUGACUCAUUUAACGACUUUUCAGAAAAGCACAAGGUUGUGUAUGAUGAUGGUGAUGUUGAACAACUGCAACUUUCAGACGAAAGAUGGGAAUUCAUUGAUAAGGGGCAAGACAUGAAGCCCAAUGCAACAUCUGAUAUGCCUCGUGGAAGAAGAGGUAAAGGGAAUUGGGGUCAGCAGACAAAAGAAGGAAAGGCAGAAACACCUAAGAGUAGCAAACAGGACAGCAUUGAGGAUAGCGAUCUUCCCAAGAAAAGAGGGCGUCCAAAGGGUGUGCGUUCCAGCAUGUCAAAUGAUGAUACCCCUGUGACUUCGGCCAGAUCGAAGGCGAAAAAUGCAGAAAAGGAUGCUGAAGAAACACCUAAAGCUGGCAGCAACCUUAAAACUGAAGGAGGGAGAUGGCCUCGAUCCUCUGGCAAGGCAGGCAACAAGGAUGAGGCUGGCAGCAAGCACAAGGGUUCAAAUGGUCUUUCAACCAAAAGAAAGCCAAAGGAGAAAGAAGUGGAGUCAUCUGAAGAGGAAGAGCCGGAACCAGAGCCCGAGUCUGCUAAAGCAUCAACUGGGAAGAAGCGCAGAAGAAAGUUUGCCUGAACGUGCAGCUCUGAUUGACAGUCCACCCUAAACUGUCUGCCCAGUCUCUUAGGUGUUGGUGGCAUGAGGCAAGCUGCCAUGUGUUGGCUGAUUCAACAUUCUCAACCAGCUAGUAGUUGCUGUAGCCAGUCUCUCUCAUUAGUAGCUGUAAUGUUAGGCGUUACUUUUGUUGCUUGUUGUCGGCUUCGAAACCUUUGGAAGAAUGGAUGUUCAUGCUUGCUGUGGUUCAAGCUUUUUUUUCUAUUGUGUUGUGAUGUAGUUGGGCUACUCUAGGUUUAGGAAGUGAUUUUUGUAGCACGUAUCAUCAAGUAGUAUGAAUGGAAAGCAUGGAAGGGAGUUGCCCAACUUCA
This is a messenger RNA of Lolium rigidum, 2864 nucleotides long. Its product is annotated as sister chromatid cohesion protein PDS5 homolog C-like. Gene Ontology annotation, biological process: mitotic sister chromatid cohesion; DNA repair. The transcript has 14 exons. Lineage: Eukaryota; Viridiplantae; Streptophyta; Magnoliopsida; Poales; Poaceae. The coding region runs from base 124 to 2514 and encodes 796 amino acids. Gene Ontology annotation, cellular component: chromatin; nucleus. The record is from RefSeq and is a predicted model, not a curated record.